UUCCCGCAUCACUCCCCCUGGCACUCUCCCUGCCACUUCCUCUGCCAUUCCCACAUCACUCCCCCUUGCACUCUCCCUGCCACUUCCUCUGCCAUUCCCACAUCACUCCCCCUGGCACUCUCCCUGCCACUUCCUCUGCCAUUCCCACAUCACUCCCCCUGGCACUCUCCCUGCCACUUCCUCUGCCAUUCCCACAUCACUCCCCCUGGCACUCUCCCUGCCACUUUCUCUGCCAUUCCCACAUCACUCCCCCUUGCACUCUCCCUGCCACUUCCUCUGUCAUUCCCACAUCACUCCCCCUUGCACUCUCUCUGCCACUUCCUCUGUCAUUCCCACAUCACUCCCCCUUGCACUCUCCCUGCCACUUCCUCUGUCAUUCCCACAUCAGUUCCCUAGUACUCUCCCUGCCACUUCCUCUGUCAUUCCCACAUCACUCCCCUCCCCUAGCACUCUCCCUCUCUGCCACUUCCUCUGUCAUUCCCACUCCACUCCCCUCCCCUCCCCUAGCACUCUCUGCAACUUCCUCUGUCAUUCCCACUUCACUCCCCUAGCGCUCAUUCUGCCGCUUCCUUUGUCAUUCCCACUUCACUCCCCUAGCACUCUCUCUGCCGCUUCCUUUGUCAUUCCCACUUCACUCCCCUAG
Messenger RNA from Owenia fusiformis, 643 nucleotides. Lineage: Eukaryota; Metazoa; Annelida; Polychaeta; Sabellida; Oweniidae. The record is from the annotation of a GenBank genome assembly.